GCUGAUACGGUGACGCGCACAGCGCUGCAGGACGGAGGCUGAGCGCAGCAGCGGCGCGGGGAUGAGGAUGGAUUAUAACCGAUGAAGAGAGAGGCGCAAUGAUGGGCUGUUCAUCACAAUAUGUGUGUUCGUGACAGCAGGACUGUUUUUUAUAUCUCUCAUGUUUAUUCAUGUGGGCUGGUGAAGUUCACCUGAUGCUGAGACGGAUCGUUCACUCAUAAGUGUACAAGAAAGUGAGCUUCCUCCAACUGAACCUCAAGGACAAACUCACGGAAUGUAAAUAUUAAUUGCAAAAAAAAAUAAUAAUAAUAAUCACUUUUCCAGCGUUACGUUUAAUACCGUCUAUAGCAAUUUUGCGCGCUUGUAGUUGAAGAUAUAUAUAGCCUAUAUAUAUAUUCUUUUUAUUUUUCUGCGUACAGAAUGCCAGCAGUAUUCUAAGCGGAUGGAUUUAACCUAUUUAUUUUAUUCUAAAAGCAAUGUUGUGAGAGUUGUGACGCGGAAAUGCCCGUUUGACGACGACUUGGAGAGAGCGAUGAACGAUGUGUGAGCGGAGCGUUGUAACGGUCCGCCAAUGACGGAAAGUUGACGAACAUUGUUUUUAUUUAUUUCUGUUUUCUUUCAUUAUUCAACAAAAUAACGUGAUGCUUUUAUUUAUAAGAAACGAUUUUUCUAGUCCUUACGUGACACCGCGACGCCUCGUUUAGUGUUUUCUGAGGGACAGCGUCUGGUGCGCGUUCCUCUGAGGUUCAGCGUGUAGUGUGCGUAAUUUUGAGGGUCAGUGGGUAUAGUGUGCGUUCUUCUGAGGGUUGAUGUUCUGCUGGCCGCUUGUGCUGCUUGUGAUGGGCUGUAUUCAGAGCAUCAGAUGCAAACCCAAGAGUUUCCGGGACAGCAUCGUGGUUCUGGAGGUGAACUCCUCCAUCGACUCGAACCCCACCAGCAUCGACGAGUCCUCUAGCGUGGUGCUGCGCUACCGCACGCCGCAUUUCCGCGCUUCCGCCAGGGUCCUGGUGCCACCGGUGGCCGGUAAAGAGAGCUGGACGGUCGGCUGGAUCCAGGCGUGCAACCACAUGGAGUUUUACAACAAAUACGGAUCCAAAGGGAUGUCCAGCUGGGAGCUGCCAGAUCUCCGAGACGGAAAAAUCCAAGCCAUCAGCGACUCAGACGGCGUCAACUACCCCUGGUACGGCAACACCACCGAGACCUGCACCAUUGUGGGUCCCACCAAGAAGGACACCAAGUUCACCGUCAGCAUGAACGACAACUUCUACCCCAGCGUGACCUGGGGCGUCCCGGUGAGCGACAGUAAUGUACCCAUGCUCAGCAGCAUCUGGAGGGACCAGAGCUUCACCACGUGGCUGGUGGCCAUCAACCAAGUGUCGGGUGAGAUCCUGGUUUUGCAGACGGUGCGCUGGCGCAUGCGUCUACACAUCGAGGUGGAUCCCGACAAGCCGCUGGGACAGAGAGCCAGGCUGUGCGAACCCAUCGCGCAGGAGCAGCCACAGGUGCAGGGGAAGAACGAAGCCAUCCCGCCUAACGCCAUGGUCAAACCCAACGCCAACGACGCUCAGGUGCUGAUGUGGCGGCCGCGGACGGGUGAGCCGGUGGUGGUUAUACCUCCCAAACACUGAGACCAAAGUGGGUCAGGAAUCACUGUGCUAAACGCCAUUGCAAAAAGUCGGAAUAUUACGUCUCAAACAGACGGAAAGAGUGUCGAUUCACGCUGCCUUAAGUUUACAUUGCUUUCACUGCAAAUGUUUCGCCUUAAACCGAGUGCAAUGCAGUAAACCUCGCAUGUCCUACCUGUCCAUAGAUUUGCACUGGAUGUGACCCAGUUAGUCGUGGUCUAACGGGACUGCGAUGACCGCCGCGCGCCCAACCAAACGAGGACAGUCAUUAUGCAUUCAGUGUUUUCAGCUGGAGCUUCAGUGUUUUAGUUUUGUCAACCAGCCACUUUCAGUAUGUUUUACAAAAGCAGAGUCCAAAAAUAUAUCUUUUCUACUACAUGCGAGUUUGCUGUGUCAGUCAGUGUCAAGACGUCGUGGCCAAUCCAUAGAGCAAAUACGCAAACAAUCCGUUCUCCUGGUGUUUGAAUGAGAUGCGUGUGAAAGGCUGCCUCUGCUCUCCUCAUCGAUCUGCUCCUCAAAUCAAACUCCAUCAGCAGAAGCUGCAGGGAGAAACGUGUCUUUGCCGAAUGAAUGUGCUGAGAAACUCGUGUCCAGGCCACAAUUCUGCACAAGAACUAGACAUUAUUUUCAAGGCAGUACUACAGAUAUUACAAUAAUGUACCUCAAAAGUUGGAAAUAUUUCAUAUUUUUAAAAGAAGUCUCUUCUGUGUAAGAAAGCUGCAUUUAUUUGAUGCAGUAAAACAGUGAAGUAUUAUUAAAAUUUAGAAUGACAAAAAGUUG
Messenger RNA from Carassius auratus (goldfish), 2405 nucleotides. RefSeq names its product protein FAM78A-like. Lineage: Eukaryota; Metazoa; Chordata; Actinopteri; Cypriniformes; Cyprinidae. The record is from RefSeq and is a predicted model, not a curated record. The transcript is spliced from 2 exons. Bases 810 to 1628 code for a protein of 272 amino acids.